CUAGUGACUUUUAGGACAGCCAAUAGCUACUUUCCUCACUGAGGUGUUGGCAACACUGUCAGAGCUACUCUUCGACCCUCUCUCCUAAUUGGUCGAGUGGCGGACCCUACGAGGUUGUCCUGAUUGGCUGGGAAGCCGGCACUACUUUCUCAUAGAAUAAGCACAAGAAGUAGGGGAGAUCUGCAGCAUCAAUGAAACAUGGGGGUCAAAAUACUGCAGCUGACCUCUAAGUCCCACCAUGAGAACAUCCUGGCCUCUCUGCAUGAGCUCCUGGUGCAGGGACACCUGAGUGAUGUCACGGUGCAGGUGGACUAUCAGGGAGACACAAAGAAGUUCCUGACCCACCAAGUGAUGCUGGCAGCAUCUAGUGGCUAUUUCAAGAAGAUCCUUCUCUCCCAGGAUGCCACCAGAGACGAACUACUUCUUUCAAACAUGCAUUCAAACUGCUUCUCCAAGUUUCUGGACUUUGUGUACACUGGUCAAGUUAAAGUUGCAAGAGACAAGAUUGGGGAUGUUAAAGCAGCGGCACAAUUUUUAGACUGUGAGGAUCUGUUGGAGGUUUGUGCUGAUGCCAUGAAUGAUGAAGUGAUGGAAAAACCUACUAAGAAAAUACUGAAGCCUGCUGAUAAAGAGGACCUGGGUGUUGGAGAGACAGAAAAUAGAUCCAGAGUAAAGAGGCAGCCGAAAAGCUUACUUCUCAAGAGGCAGCUCGCUUCACAGAGCUCUGAGAAAGAAGUCAUCUCAAAAAAACUGAAGACAAAAAACACCACAAAAGACAACAUAACACCAGGAAAACAGCUGAAACUGAGGAUCCUUCAGAGGCGUUCAACUCCCCAAAAAAAGGCUGCCAACAAUGAAAAACAGGUGAAGAGUAAAGACACAGAGGGAGAGGAGGACUGGAAAGAAGCUGAUGCUGCAGCAGAUAAUCAACCAGAGACAGGAGAUGAAUCAUGGAUGGGAAUGCCGGCCCCUGAUUUGGAUGAUUGGGAAUGUGAGGGGCAGGGUAGUGAUCCUGAUGAAGACAUGUUAUAUGUGGGAGAGGAAGAUGAGGAGGGGGAGGAGGGGCAGUCCAAGGAGCCCUUAAAGAGAACAUCCAAGGCCCAGUUCCAGUGUGACAAGUGCCAGCGGACUUUCCACUAUGAGAGAAGUUACUUGAAGCACAUCAGUACUUAUCAUGGAGUACAAGCAGAUGUCAUCUAUCGCUGUGAGACCUGUCAACAGACCUUUGCUAACCGCAGCAAUCUGAAGAUCCAUGAGAAGCAUGUCCACAGUACUGAGCGGCUCUUCACAUGUGACUCCUGCUCAAAAACUUUCAAACGAAAGAAGGAUGUUGUCCGCCAUCAGCGACAGGUGCAUGAACGCAACAACCUGCGGCAUGUCUGUCCUGACUGUGGAAAGACGCUCAGCUCCAAAACGGCCCUGUUGUUGCACGAGAGGACACACACUGGUGCAAAGCCCUUUGAGUGCACUGACUGCGGGGCAAAAUUCACACAGAACUCUGCGCUCAAGAUGCACCGAAGGACUCACACAGGAGAGAAGCCGUUUGCGUGUGACGAGUGUGAGUCCCGGUUCACCCAGAAGCACAUGUUGGCUUAUCAUAAGCGAUCUCAUACAGGAGAGAAACCGUUCAUGUGUGAGGCCUGUGGGAAGAGCUUUGCAUCUAAAGAAUACCUGAGACACCACUCAAACAUCCACACAGGGUCCAAGCCAUACAAGUGUGAAAAAUGUGGCAGAGGCUUUGCUCAGAGGAAUUCCCUCCACCAGCAUUUAAAAAUACACACAGGUGAGCGUCCGUACAGCUGUAAAGACUGUGAUAAACACUUCACCCAGCUCAACGCUCUGCAGAGGCAUCAACGCAUUCACACAGGAGAGAAGCCCUACAUGUGUGGUCUUUGUAAACGUACCUUUACAGACAAGUCCACCCUGCGCAGGCACACAAUGAUUCAUGAUGCAGAUGCUCCCUGGAAAAACUACCUUGUGGUGCUGGAAGGAAAUGUGGAAGAAAAGAAGCCCAAAACCCCAACAAAGGAAAAGACAGACAAAUCAGGAGCAGGGGAGAAGAAAGGCAUUGCUGGAAAAAACAGUGGUACUGCUUCUUGUGAUGCUGCUGCUGCUGGCACCGCUAAAACCAACACUGACUCCAUUUUGUUGCAGGCUGAGCCUGUCACCCUGCCCCCUGAAUGGGCAACUCAUGGCGCCAUUGCUUUGGUCAGCCACGGCGCCCUUGGCGGGAUCACGGUCAUCCACACUGAGAUGCCACCAGGGACUCAGAUCCAGCCCAUUGUCACCACUGACAGCACGGGAGCUAGUGUCAUUUCUAUAGAUGGGUCAGCUAUCCCCGUCCCCUUCACGAUACCGGUGUCCAUGGCUCAGACUAUCCCCUUGGUCUCUGAAGCUUCUGCCACUCUCAUGGUUCCUAUUUCUGAUGGCACUUUAACGUCAGACACAGAGACCCCGACUAUUUCUACAUCAUCUGUCCUGGAGGCUGCGGCCUCACAGACCAUUUUAGCUCCAGUUUCAGAAAAUAAAGCUUCCACUUCUGAGGGAGAAAUUUUGCCUCCAGAUAUUCAGACUGUGAUUAUUACUGAGAAGUUCAAUGGCACAGAACAGACAGCUGCUGUCCUAAAAGAUGACCAGGAGAAGACAGAAGAAAAACCCACAGCUGAACCUGAAGAGGUGCAGACUCAAGAUGCUGUGUAAAAAAUUGAUGUUUUUUUAAAGUUAUAUUUUCAGGUUUUUUUAUGUCUUUAUUGGAGAGGACAAGACAGUUGAUGGAGCAGAAAACUGGGAGAAAGUGGGGAGUGGCAUGAGGGAAAGGGGCCACAGGUUGCAGCCGAGCCUUGGUGGCCCACUGAAGGACUAAAGCCUCUGCACAUGGAGUUCGUGACUAAACUAGUGGGCCGAACCGACGCCCUGAAAAAUGGUUGAAUUUAAAGAGUAUUUUUCUGGGUAUAGGGAAUUUCAAAUCUAUUUCAAUCUUUAUCUCUAUUAUUUCUGUACAUACUUGAGCAAUACAGGUUUGACAAUGUGCUGUUUGUUAAUAAUUAUGAGCUGAAAUCCAGUAUUUCAUGAAGACUUGAAUGUGAUGUCAGUGUUUGUCUGUCUUUUGGAAUGUAAAGUAAUCAUUAAAAAUCACGAGACUCCUCAUGAGCUUUAUGCACGGUCUUUAUACGUAUAGAGCUAUGGUAUAAUGAUGUUAUGUGAUGAGAGGAACAAACUAUGUCCACCACAAAUAAAAUGAAGGGAACUGUUUAA
Notolabrus celidotus (New Zealand spotty) is the source of this 3255-nucleotide messenger RNA. It is a transcript of the gene gzf1, whose product is annotated as GDNF-inducible zinc finger protein 1. NCBI's taxonomy places the organism in Eukaryota, Metazoa, Chordata, Actinopteri, Labriformes, Labridae. Gene Ontology annotation, cellular component: nucleus. Gene Ontology annotation, biological process: regulation of transcription by RNA polymerase II. Gene Ontology annotation, molecular function: RNA polymerase II cis-regulatory region sequence-specific DNA binding; protein binding; DNA-binding transcription factor activity, RNA polymerase II-specific. The transcript is spliced from 8 exons. The record is from RefSeq and is a predicted model, not a curated record. Bases 199 to 2700 code for a protein of 833 amino acids.